AUCGCAAUUCGAUACACAACUUUCAACCUAAAGUCAGACCGACUGAUAGACCCGAUAACAAUCGCAUUUAUUAAUUUCAAUUUAACAGCCAUUUAGCGGGUAACGUUGUGCCUCUGAUGAUCAAUUAACCAAAUUUCACAAAAGGGAGCAUAUCUUGCAAACGCGUCUGUGGGAUUAAACUGACUUGUAAAGUAUACUGCAAGUGGAAAAACAAAAUUUAAAUUGAGAGUAGGAACACAUUAGCAUGGUUUGUUUAGGGUACAGUCAAGGACAAACAAUGACACAGUAAUAGCAACCAGUGAAAGUUUGAGAUUACAACCGUGUUGUCGUAUCCCAAACGCUACAUUAAGGAGUCUUCCUGGUCGUUUCUGAAAGUAAAUUUGAUACAGUAAAGAGACACUGAGGCGGUGAGAUUUCAGCUUAAGCAGCGAUUAGAAACAUGUUCCCACGGGACUUUGCUUGGGGAGCGGCAACUUCAGCGUAUCAAAUAGAAGGUGGCUGGCAGGCAGACGGCAAGGGACCAAGUAUCUGGGACACGUUUGUUCAGCAGAAAGGCAGAGUGUUUGAGGAGCAGAAUGGAAAUGUGGCCUGUAACAGCUACCAACUGUGGGAAAAAGACCUGGAGUGUAUCCAGCAGCUUGGACUGACACACUAUCGCCUGUCUGUCUCCUGGGCCCGCCUCCUGCCUGAUGGGACCACACAGCAUGUCAAUCAAAAAGGUGUAGCGUACUACAACAAAGUGAUUAAUGAUUUGCUGGCCUGCAAUGUGUCACCUAUGGUCACACUUUACCACUGGGACCUGCCUCAAGCUCUUCAAGACCAGGGCGGCUGGAAAUCAGAGAGUAUAGUGAGUCUGUUUGACAGUUAUGCCCAGUUUUGUUUCCAAACCUUUGGUGACCGCGUCAAACUUUGGAUCACUAUCAACGAGCCACAGGUGUGUGCCAAAUGUGGUUACGAAGACGGUAUCCAUGCCCCAGGGUUGAAAGAACCAGGGACUGCUGCCUACCUGGUGGGCCAUAACAUGCUCCGUGCCCAUGCCAAGGCCUGGCAUAGCUACGACUCCCUCUAUAGGGCAGAGCAGAGGGGUGCAGUGUCUCUGGCCAUCAACAGUGACUGGUUUGAACCGUUACGCCCAGGCUGCAAUGAGGAUGUUGCUGCUACUGAACGUGAUCUUGCCUUUACAUUAGGAUGGUUUGCCUGGCCUGUGUUUGUUACUGGAGAUUAUCCACAAAUAAUGAGAUCUGCCAUCGACUCUCAGAGUCAGAAGCUGGGAUACAGUGGCAGCUCAAGACUGCCCAGUUUCUCCAAGGAUGAACCUGCCCCCAUUUUUGGCACGGCUGACUUCUUUGCAUUGAAUUACUAUACAUCCCGCAAAGUCAAGGCAGGUGAAGGCUGCGGACAGAUGUUGUGUUUAAACAGCGACCGAGAUGCAGAAGAAGUUUUGGAUCCGUCCUGGCCCAUCUGUGGCGUGUCCUGGCUGGCUGUAGUGCCCCAUGGCUUAAGGAAACUUUUGAAGUAUAUCAAGGACACUUUCAACAACCCAGCAGUCUACAUCACAGAGAAUGGCUUCUCUCAGGUGGGGCCACGGCAGAUUGACGAUGUCCAGCGCUGUGAGUUUUACAGUGACACCAUCAUGGAAGUGGGCAAAGCUAUUGAAGAAGACGGGGUCAAUGUCCGUGGAUAUUUUGCAUGGUCACUGCUGGACAACUUUGAAUGGGCUGAUGGAUUCAGUGUUCGUUUUGGGUUGUUCCAUGUGGACUUUUCCGAUGCCAAGCUGAGCCGAACCAUCUACCGGUCAGGACUGGAGUAUGCAAAGAUGAUCAUGAAAUACAAGGGAAGACAUGAUGUUAAAUGACUGCAGAAUAAAAAGGAAACAUUUCAUUUUUUAAAUGCAUUUGUAAUCACAACAGUUUUUAACAGUUAAACACAAUUAAAGGAUUCAGGCUAGUUCAAAACAACCAGGUAACUGCUUUCAUUGUAAUCCCAAAAUUUAAAAGCACAGCUGUCUCUGAAUUUCUUUUUAGUUUAGAAAAUGAUCAAGUUCAACAAGUCAGCUGCCUUUGUAGGAAAGCUAACUUCAGCAGGGUUGUGCAGACAUGGACAGAGUGUUAAGCGGAUUCAACACAAUGUAAAUUAGUAUUCUGUCCUGCCCGAUUCCCAGGCAAGCAUCACAGGGUGGUUUAUGGAGAGGGGAGAGUUCCUCACUCAGAGGGCCAAGGCAGCAGUAAAACCAGACUGCUGCAGCCCUGUGAGCAGGAUACCAACAAGAAACAUGCAUGCAUACACUGUGUUUGUCAGUGAUUAUUAGUAGUACUGGUGUGUCUAAUACCAGCAUUGUUACGUACAGUACGUACACGUGUGCACCUUAUGUGUAUAGGGGUACAGUGAUGAGAUUUGGCAGUCUAUCUACAUAUGUAAGAGCUUAUGUUCUU
Messenger RNA from Monopterus albus (swamp eel), 2432 nucleotides. It is a transcript of the gene gba3, whose product is annotated as glucosidase, beta, acid 3. Bases 440 to 1855 code for a protein of 471 amino acids. Gene Ontology annotation, molecular function: beta-galactosidase activity; glycosylceramidase activity. Gene Ontology annotation, cellular component: cytosol. Lineage: Eukaryota; Metazoa; Chordata; Actinopteri; Synbranchiformes; Synbranchidae. Gene Ontology annotation, biological process: carbohydrate metabolic process; glycosylceramide catabolic process. The record is from RefSeq and is a predicted model, not a curated record. The transcript is spliced from 6 exons.